AUGCUACAGGGUUUAAACAUCAUCAUCAUCAUCAUCAUCAUCAUCAUCAUCAUCAUCAUCAUCAUCAUCAUCAUCAUCAUCAUCAUCAUCAUCUUGGAACUUUUGUGGGAAAUUAUCGAAUAUUCAAAUCAAAUUAUUGGAAUAUAUGGAUUUACAAAAGAUCCAGAUACUUUGAAUUAUGUAUUAAUAAUGGAGUAUACAAAUAAGAAUAGUUUAAAAAGAUGUUUAACAGAAAUAACAAAAAAUUGGGAACAAAAAUUAUUUUGUUUAUAUCAAAUUAUUAGGGGUCUUGAUAAUAUUCAUGGAGAAGAUCUUAUCCAUUAUAACUUCCAUGAUGGUAAUAUUUUAUGUAACAAAUAUAAAGAAAAUAUAUAUGGAAUUUUUAUUAGUGAUUAUUUAGGAUUGUAUCAACUUACAAAAUCUUUUUUAAAAGAAAAUGAUAUCUAUGGAAUUUUACCAUUUAUAGCACCUGAAAUUUUAAGAGGUCAACCUUAUACACAAGCUAGUGAUAUAUAUAGUUUUUCUAUAAUUAUGUGGGAAUUUACAUCUGAAAUAUCACCAUUUAAUGAUAAAGCACAUGAUCUUCAACUUGCUUUAAGUAUUUGUAAAGGUAAACGUCCUGAAAUCAUUGAAAAUACUCCACAAUGUUAUAUAGAUUUAAUGAAAAAAUGCUGGGAUGAAGAUCCAUUAAAAAGGCCAUCUUCUGAAGAAGUUUUAAAUAUUAUUGGUGAUUGGAUUUUUCUUCCUUGGCAUAAGGAAAUUGAAGAUAUUAAUGAAGAAUUAAAAAAUAAUAUUAUGGAAUUUAUAAAUGCACCAAUUGAGCAUAAUAACCUUAUUGUAGAAUCUCAUCCAAAAGCAUGCUAUACAAGUCAUUUACUUGAUUUUACUAGUAAAGAAUUAAAUGAAAUUCUAGAAGAAAGUUCUAUUAAUAAGGAAAGAAAUACUAUUGGUUCUAUUAGAGAUAUGAAAACCUCUAAAUUGACUGAUAAAUAUACUAAAGAAUUUCAAAGUAUUCUUGUAAAAUAUAAUGAUGGAUUGUUAGAGUUGAACAAAAAUUAUUAUUCCUUAAAGAAAAUUGUUCAGGAAAAUAAAGAGUUGGAAGUUAGCCUCAUAACUGAAAAUAUUCUUAAGUUGAAUUCUUUUGAUCUUGAUAAAUACAAAAUUUUUAAAUUUGCUACUAAUUCUCAGGAAGGAACUAGAAUUCAAUUAAAUACUAAUAUGAUGUCAGAAGAUAUAAAUUCAUUAAGAAAGAAUUUGAAUGAAUUGAAAUUAGAAUUAAACCAAGAAAAAAAAGAAUUAAAAAAUUUAGCAACAGUUUAG
Molecule: messenger RNA, 1320 nt
Organism: Rhizophagus irregularis DAOM 181602=DAOM 197198
Lineage: Eukaryota; Fungi; Glomeromycota; Glomeromycetes; Glomerales; Glomeraceae
Source: RefSeq, a predicted model, not a curated record